Messenger RNA from Ricinus communis (castor bean), 2547 nucleotides. RefSeq names its product SPX domain-containing membrane protein At4g22990. The transcript is spliced from 12 exons. Gene Ontology annotation, cellular component: plant-type vacuole membrane. Lineage: Eukaryota; Viridiplantae; Streptophyta; Magnoliopsida; Malpighiales; Euphorbiaceae. The record is from RefSeq and is a predicted model, not a curated record. Gene Ontology annotation, biological process: transmembrane phosphate ion transport from cytosol to vacuole. The coding region runs from base 385 to 2487 and encodes 700 amino acids. Gene Ontology annotation, molecular function: transmembrane transporter activity.
UUUACUCAGUAUUUCUUCUUUUAAAAAAGAAUUUAUCAAAAAUAAUUUAUGCAUAUCAUAUCUUAUUAAGAAUCUAGUAUAAGCAAAACACGUCAUUUUUGGCUUUCGCUCCUUUCGGUUGAAUUGGUUUCACUCAAAUCACCAUUAUUUUCUUUUCGACGAUUCCCAAUUCCUUUUCUCAAUCGCCCAAUCCAAUCAUUGGAUUUUAAAGAAAAGAUCCGCCUUUUCUUUUCUUAGUCAGUUUUUCUUUUUUAUUAUUUUUUUCCCAGCUUUCUUCUCUCAAACUCGAUCCCAUUUUAAGGUUGUUCGUUGUUGAUGGUCAUCUAAAGCUCUCUGUUUCAUUUUCCAUCGGAGAUUGUUUCAAGAAACUGCAAUCUGUGAAAGAUGGUUGCCUUUGGAAAGAAGUUAAAGGAACGGCAAAUUCAAGAAUGGGGAGGAUAUUAUAUCAACUACAAAUUAAUGAAGAAGAAAGUGAAACAAUAUGCUCAACAAAUUGAAGUCGGAACACAAGAUCGCAGGCACGUUCUCAAGGAUUUCUCGAGAAUGCUAGAUAGUCAGAUAGAGAAGAUUGUUCUUUUUAUACUGGAACAACAAGGGCUACUUGCGAGUCGGAUUGCUAAGCUCAAUAAACAGCAAGAAGCUCUUCAGGAACAGGCAGAUAUUGCUCAAAUAUCUCGAUUACGAGAAGCUUAUAGAGCAGUAGGGCAAGAUUUGUUAAAGCUUCUCUUUUUUGUUGAAAUAAAUGCUAUUGGCCUACGUAAGAUACUGAAGAAGUUCGAUAAACGCUUUGGAUAUAGAUUCACUGAUUACUAUGUCAAAACUCGUGCUAAUCAUCCUUACUCUCUGUUGCAGCAAGUGUUCAAACAUGUGGGUCUUGGAGCUGUUAUUGGAGCCAUUUCUCGCAAUCUGCAUGAACUUCAGGAACAUCAGGGAAGCUACUUAUCGAUCUAUGAUCAGCCUGCUCUUCCCUUCCAGGAUCCUGUGGUUGAUUCACUAAAAGCAGCUGUAGACAGGCUUACACAUUCGACGAAUUUCCUCAACUUCUUGGCACAACAUGCGCUCAUUAUGCAGGAAGAGCUACCAGCUCCUACAGAGGAGCAUAUUGAUGAUCAGAAAUACCAUUUUAUGUCACUUCUCUUAAACUUAAUAAACACGUUCCUUUACAUGGUCAACACAUAUAUAAUUGUCCCCACAGCAGAUGAUUACUCCACAAUGCUUGGAGCAGCAGCAACAGUUUGUGGUGUUGUGAUUGGAGCAAUGGCUGUUGCUCAGGUGUUUUCUUCAGUGUACUUUAGUGCUUGGUCAAAUAAAUCGUACUUCAGACCUCUAGUAUUUAGCAGUAUUGUUCUUCUUGUGGGAAAUCUCAUGUAUGCAUUGGCGCUUGAUUGUCAGUCAAUAGCGCUCCUUUUGGUAGGCCGUCUAUUCUGUGGGUUUGGUUCUGCUAGAGCUGUUAAUCGGCGUUACAUCAGUGAUUGUGUGCCGCUAAGAAUUCGUAUGCAAGCAUCGGCGGGUUUUGUCAGUGCCAGCGCUCUUGGAAUGGCUUGUGGUCCUGCUCUUGCUGGCUUACUUCAAACACAUUUUAAAAUUUACAAGCUUACAUUUAAUCAAGUCACUUUGCCAGGGUGGGUUAUGGCUGUGGGAUGGCUUAUAUAUCUCAUAUUCUUAUCGUUUACAUUUAGAGAACCUUUGCAUGAGACUGAAAUGAGCAAUGAAGCACAGGAAUCUAAUAAUGUGACAGGACCAAGGGAAAAUGAUGCACUUGAGAAGGGUCUUAAACAACCUUUGCUGUUGAGUUCAGAAGCCAAGCAAGAGGACGAAAAUGAUGAUGGAGAAUGUGAUGCUAGUGAGGAAGCUCCUGAGGAAUCUCGGACACCUGCCACUUCAAUUGUCUCGGCGUACAGGCUACUUACACCCUCUGUAAAGGUUCAGUUGUUGAUAUAUUUCAUGCUAAAAUAUGCAAUGGAGAUUUUACUCUCAGAAUCUAGUGUCAUUACUGCAUACUACUUCAGCUGGUCAACAAGCGCAGUUGCUAUUUUUCUUGCAUGUCUAGGCCUAACGGUUCUUCCAGUAAAUAUUAUUGUUGGAAGCUAUAUUAGUAACAUGUUUGAAGACAGGCAAAUUUUAUUGGCAUCAGAAAUUGUGGUUUGUAUAGGAAUAGUCACGAGCUUCAAAAUCAUAAAUCCAUACACUAUUCCACAAUAUGUUUCCUCGGGGCUAAUAAUGUUUGUUGCUGCUGAAGUGCUUGAAGGUGUGAACUUGUCACUGCUCUCUCGAGUCAUGUCAUCCAGGCUUUCCCGUGGAACAUAUAAUGGUGGUUUACUCUCAACUGAAGCAGGGACGAUAGCUCGUGUAAUUGCAGAUGCCACAAUAACCCUAGCUGGCUACCUGGGCACGAAUAAACUCUUGAACGUGACCCUUCUUCCUUCGCUCUUCUUUUGCAUAGUCUCCAUUGUUUGCACCUGCUUUACCUACAAUUCCCUCUAUUGAUUUGUAUGUUGUUUCGAAUCAGUUAUUUGGUCUUCAAAUCCAAAUUUCAAUUUUGUUUCC